AUGAGGCCCGAAGCCCGGCCUGACGCACAAGCCUGGAAGUGCAGACAGGGCAAACAUGACAGGUGCGCUGGAGCACAUGUAGUUGGAAAGCGAUAUGAAAUUUUUUUUUGUCUUCUCCGGCGCUAAUGGCUCGCAGCCACGGCGUUUCUGCCAGUUGAAGAAAAUGCAAGGAAUUUGAAACUCGGCAAAGUCUGCGCACUUCUCGAAAUUCGCCCGCGAAAUUUGAAAAAGUGGCUUUAUUUUUUAUUUUUUGUCUAUUUUUUCAUAUUUUUUCACUUUUUCUUUGCGUAGAUUGCUGAUAGUAUUGCGGGACCACGAUCGGGGUAUACUCUGGGUUGUUAGACGUUUUUUUGAAAGUAGUUCUGUGAGGCUAACUUUAAAACUCGUGAUGAAGAAGCGUUUUGAAAAAUCUCCACCUGUUUGUAUGGAACAUGUUUCACCCCAUUUUAUGUUUUUCUUAUUCUAUUUUUUUGUCGAUUGUUCAGAUUUCUAGGUUGUGGACAUCAAUGAGAUGAAGUUACAUGAAAAAAAGUCUGUGAAGUUGAGAAAGUAUGUUCCGGAGUUCAUUUAUAUCCGGAUAUUCCGUCAACUUUUUAUAAUAAAAAAAGUACUUGCUGUAAAACAUCUUUUUAUUUGUUUCUCCACAGCAAUAUAGUUUUUAUUUAAUCUCUUUUAAUUUCCUCGUCUUUUUUUCUUCAAUGUUCAUUCUUUUUCUCACACUUAUAUCAUCGGUUAACCUUAUUUUUCCAAAUUUUUUUGUGCAUGCACUAAACACGUCCUAAUUGACGGAGAAAAGUGGGCGGGGCGUCGCAAAAGAAACACCGUGCAGCCUCAGCUGAGGUUGCUCACGCUGCACGACGAAUGCCUGAUCAGGCGCCGAACGCCGGGGUUUCAUUUUUUUUUUUUUUUGUUCAUAUAAGAUAAGAAAUUCCUUUUUUUUCUCAAUUUUAUGCAUUUUCUCUCAUCGGAGAAACGGUACAUGCUAGCCAACGCAAAAGCGUGUUCAUCGGCGCUCCAAAGUUGCUCCAAAACAUGACUAUUUUUUUUUGGAACAUCAAUCUUGCUUUUCGGAAUAUUUUUCGUUUUUUUCCGAUUAACACGCAAUUAAACUUUUUUCAAUUUAAAAAUGGUUAGUCUUUUCGCAACAUUUUUCGAAACAGUUUUCGAAAGUGAGCGAGGAUGCUAAUAAUGCCGUUUUCAAUUUGAUUCCGCGAAACGCAAAAUGAUCUCUGACUCUCCAAAAUUCAGUGAUCUUCCCCUAUCUCUAACGGGUAUUUUGCGUUUCGCGUAAUUAAAUUGUACACGGCAUAAUAACACGAAAAUGAAAAUUACGUAUUUGAAAUACUUUGACGUAGGGCGGCAAAAGGUCGCCACAACUCUUUCUCUGAUACACAUGAUUUCGUCGCGAUCUUGCUGCGAGAAAACGACGAAAUAGUGUCUGUCAGGGAAAGAUUUGUGGCGAUCUUCUGGCGCCCUCAUGUCAGAGUAAUUAUUAUUUUCCACUCAAAAGACAAAGAUAAGACACUGUGCUUUUGUAUAUUGUCGUUCUUCCUAUAUUUUUUCAAUGUGUCAAGCUCCUGCGACCUGAACGUUUAUCGGAAUGAAGUCCCAUUUUUAAGGUAUCGUGAGGCGGCAGUAUCCAACAAUUUCUACUCUGUCAAAACGAUGAGUGAACAAAACGAUAAUUCUUUCCAAAAUAAAGACGUCUUCGUUUUCUCAGAAGGCAGUACGCAUGAUUCAGGUAAACGUGACUCUUAAUUGACGAAAAAAGUUGUUUCAGAGGCGACAACCGAGGCUAAUGAGCAGUACCCCGCGAUUCCAAUGGACGAAGAAGACGAAGACGUCAGAUUUUUUGAAUUAUAGCAUUGAAGAACUGAUAAGAAGCAAUUUCAGGAGAUCGAACAGAUUUUGACGGAGAAUUUAGUUCCUGAUAGCGAUCGCGAAAUGCUCACGCUGCACGACGAAUUUCAACAUCCGAACAAAAAAGAAGAUUUAAAUGUAUUUUUUUCUGUUUUUUCGUCUUUUUUUUUCACAUAAUGGCUCAAAUUUUUCCGAUGAGCUUUCAUGAAGCACAAGAACUUUUAUUCUUUCGAUUGUUACAUAGUUUUAGGAGCUUAUGAGGAGCAUUCUGUUCGCGAGUUUGAUGGCGGGUGGAGUGAAGCUGAAAGAAGGUCUUUCCGUGGAAGAGGUCGACGCUCUCAUUAAGUAGGCCUUUGGAUUUGAACAAAAAAUAAUUUAAUCUUAGUCGCUAGUGAUAGUGUGAAAUUCAAGUAAAUCGAGAUAUUUUUUUCAAAAAAUUCAUACCUGUGGUUUGAAAAAAUUGAAUUUUCUUGUUUCUUUCGAGUAAAAAAAGUUUCGCGUAAAAGCGCGAAAUAAGCAGUUUCCUCCUAAAAUUGAGUUUUUAUUUUUUCAUCAACUAUCCUAAUUCCAUCCUAAUUUCCGCGCACAAGUUUCUUCUUCACCUAUUGUUCAAUUUUCAAUUGCGUUAAUUUGCAGAGAUUUUUCUUAUUCGCAGAUGAAUCUUCUGUCAAUCGGAUUGAUUCUGAACAAAGAAAAAUAUUCAGACCAGAAAAACGGAAAGAGCAAGGUAGUUUAUUGUAGGUUUCCAAUAUCUUCCAACGAUCAUUUUUCAGGGACAAGUGUUGACUGAAAAAAACUUCGAAGAUAUGAUAAUUCUCGAUGAAAAGGGGAUACGGUAUGCAAAAAAUCCCUGUUUUCUUGAAAAAAAAAAAACUUGUUUUCAGUCCUAACUUGAAAGAUCCGACGCUGAAAGCUCUUGCAGAUAAGGCUAUCAAAGGUGCGGAAAACCGUGAAAGAAGGUUAAUUCAAAAUAUUUUUUUUAUUUCGAUUAUAAUCGCUCCAAUUUUUUUUAACUUUAUAGUAUUUUGUGUUUUUUGAGGGAGCGAAGGGAGAACGAAGACAAGAAAAAUCGUCACGCAGACCCCGAAGCCUGUCGGCGAGCUAUGACGGUACGUUUUAUUUCUCUAUGAGUUCGUUUUCAGAUCAUCCUGAUCGUUAUGCUAAACUUCCAACAGCUUGAAAAGUUGUUAAAUAGACAAAUAUGAUCUCUCAAUAUUAAAUUUGGUCACGAUCAAUUUUUUUAAACACACCAGAAAAUCUUUUCUCAAUAUAAUAUAAAUUUCAUUCUGAAUAAAACAACUUUUGAAAUUACUUCGAUUAUAUUGAAAGUUGAUGACUCUUUUUUUCAUAUAUAAUUUGCUUACUCGCAUCGCUUUUUAUUUUCAAAAAUUCGUGUGAUAUAUAUCUAUUAUUCAACAAAAAAUUAAUUUUUUAGUAUUGUGGUACUGAAUUUUUUUUGCUUUCAGGCGUGCAAUUUUUUGAUGUUCAUGAUCGAAGAAGUAUCGAAGGAAUUGCGACAGAAUCCGGAGACAGGAGUUUGUCUUUUUUUCAAUGAUUUCUGGUAUUUCAUUACUAUUUGUGUCCGAUAAUAUCUUAGUGGUCUCUUUAUUUGAUAGUUCUGAGGAAGCUUAAGAAGUAUUCUGCCGAAGUGCACUCCGAUAUCUAUCUCAUCGCGAAUCCUACUUAAAAAAUGUCUUUUAUUGAGUAAAUCAUUUUUUCUGCAUCAUGGAAUAUUGAAGAUCUGUUUUCGGUUAGCGGAACUAAGAAAAACUCCUGGAUGUCCUUUCCGUACUGAGGAUUGUAAUAUUCGAUUUUUGAUCGUUCCGACGAACAACUGUUUCCCUUCUGGAAAAGUACAACGUACAGUUUUUGUAGAAGUCAUGUACAAUUAUGAAGGAAGGCUUCUAAAAACUUCAGUUCGUUUUUUUUUUUUUCAUUCACGCUGAAAAAACUUUUUCGCUGAUCAGGAUUAGAUAUAUCUUGAGUCGAAUUUUCCAUAUAUUCUUCUUCUUGGCUGCAGCCGUUGUCAAUGACCCAUCUAUGUUUUGAUCUAAUGGACAUUGUACUUGAAUUUUAUGCUUGAAUAAUCUUUGAGGAACAAUUUUAUUCGAAUGAAAAUAGAAAAAACGUAUUUCGACGAAGUUGAGACCAAACUUUGCAGAUUCCUCUAUAUCGAAUCCGGAAUUUCUACAAAGAGAACGUUUGCAACGGCACAGGAAAACUGAAAGAAAAGUUCGCAGUCCUGCAACUGGAUGGCCACUCCGAGUUCAACAAAGAUGUUUCACAGAUCUUUGUCGUCAGUCCUCAUAAUCUUCUUCCAGCUCAUCAAACACCUCACAUCUCGGUCUACUCUGAAAAAUGCUUUCACCAUGGAAAUCUUUCUCAAAAAGCUCAGUUGUCACGAAGCUGAAAACGUUGAACCAGCCUACGGCAUCUAUCCAUGUUGGUCGAUUUCGGAUCAUCUUCGGCUCAACGUUUGAGUUUUCAGUGGCGAGACCCUACACUGCCGAGGAAAUCCAAAAUCGCUACGAUGAGCUUUCGCAGAAGAAGAACAACUUCUACAGAAGAGACGGUUUCUUGUUUUAGUCUGUAGAAAACUUCUGAAGUUUGGGUUUAUUAAUAUAAUUUUUUGGCAAUUUCAAAGUAUAUAUUGUUCAAAAAAACUUUCGUAUAGUGUUCGAGGCUAGUUAAAAGACAUAUAAUCAGUAUAUCGUUAACGAAACAUUUUGAAUCAAAUUUUUAAAAUUUUCAAAAAUCAGAAAGAACUAUCUGGCUUCCGUUUAUCAUGCUGUUCAGUUUGGUAGAAGUCUUUUUGACGCUUGCUCUGAAAAAAGUCGAUAAACCUGGAAAAAAUCGGAAAAAAAAAAUUUGUUUCAAAAUUCGAUCACAGAUUACACACGUGCUUCUGAUUCGUUUGCACUAGGAUCCAAAUUAUUCCGCUUUUUUUGAAAGUUAAUGUCGACAGAAAGCUGAAAAAACGAAACGUUUCCCAGUGAAAAAGUUUAAUCAUUCAAAUGUAAACACGAUUUUUGAGUAUUUUUUUCAAUACAAACUUUUCUCUAACAUGACUUCUUCGUGGAGAAAAAAAGUCAAUAUUUUUUUCAAAAUCUUCAAUUUUUUUCAAUUUUGAGGUAUCUGAACCUAGUGCAAAUGAAUCAGAAGCACGUGUGUGAGCUAAGAUCGCAAAAAAUUUUUUUUCAAAUUUUUCUUCCCGAUCACUGGAAGGUCAUCGAUUAAUAGUAAUAAUAAUUUACAAUUUAUUUUAUAUCGAUUCUUUCAGAGAACGCGUAUUUUUUUAUUAGAUCUAGAAGAAAUUUCAAAAAAAAUUUGAAACAAACUUAGAUUUUUGUUGACUUUUUCUUCAUCUAUAAUGUGGGAUGUACUUGGAAACUACAGAUCGAGCAUAUUCGAAGAAGCCGGCUCCCAGUGCACAAACGCAGAACAAGAAAAAAGAGCCUGAGCCGAGUCAAGGACACAAUCUCGGCUCUUCGGAGAGGGCACCUGUGUUCGAAAACGCUCCGCAGCCGAAAAUCUCUGAAAAAGUUUGCUUCCCAUUUCCAAAUCACCUGAAAAAGGCCGUUAACCCACGUCCUCUGAGGUUCCCGAAAAUAUGUUGGUACAAUAGUUUUCAAGGUUUUCUUUGAGCUGAAAUUCAUAUCGCAAACAAUAUGAAACCUUCUUAACUCACAUCAUCGGGUUUCAACAAGCUCCGCCCACGCUUACGGUUACUGUGACGAAAAUAUCGAAACAAGAAAAAAAAAGCUCGAAAAUUAUUUUUAUAGCCCAUUCAUUGAUUCCUCGAAAAACCUGUGUUACUGAUAAGAAAGUUCAGUCACCCGCUUUAUGCAUUUUCCUUCCUUCCUCUUCUUGACUUGGAUACUUUACACGUUUUCUUUUUUAUAUUAUUUAUCCAAUUUAAAGUUUCAUUUUAAAGUAUUAACUUCUUUUCGUUCACAGUUAUCAUUUUGCGGGAAACUCAGUGUCCAAAUACAAUUAGGGGAAAUCGAGAAAUUUAUAUAACUUUAUUUUAUCGCCUUAAUUGCAAUGUUUUUUUUUCUCACGACUAGGUUAUUCAAUGAGGUUCAUCAUGUAGAUGAACCAUUUCAAAAAUUUGCAUCAGUGCCUUUUUUUUUCUUUUGCAAAUCCAACUCUUGCCGAGUUCAAAACAUUCGUCGGCUGGAUCUCACCCCGCGGUGCGGCCUUUUUCAAUUCAAUUAGUUGAAAAAAAUGUGUCCCGUUCAAGUUUAUUGUUUCUUCUUGUAGCGCGAAAUUUGGCUAAUGCACGCUUUUUUUUGUUUUAUUUCAAAUGGUCUAUUUUAUCGAAGCAUUUCAUCUUGAUUUUCAGAUUUUUUGGUUUCAGCGACAAUCUCAAACAAGAGAAAUGGAAGUGAGCGAGGAGGAAUCCUACAACAGAGGUUUCCGAGAUUUGUCGCCUUCAUCUGGAAGCUCUUCUGAUGAGGUGGAGGAAAGUGACGGCGAGUAUUCUGACGACAACGACGAGGUCAAAGAGGCUCGUAAAAGGAACUUGGAAGAGAAAGCUAAGAAAGUUUGAGCCGCCCAAUAUUCGUAGAAAACUUAUUUCUUUUUCCAGAAAGAAGAGAGGAGAGCUCUCCGACUGAAAAGACUGAACUCCACCAAAGAAAGUACUAAUUUUUCAGUGAUUUUUCAAUUUCAUUUGAAAACGCUUCAGAAGGGAACCAAGAACAAAAUGAGGGCCCCAACAGUUUCGUGCAGUACAUGACCUUUGGACGAGGAGUUGAUUUGUCCAGAGCUGGAGCCGAAGUCAAAGAAAUCGUUUCGGAAAGCGGAAAGAAAGAUCUUCCACUUGAACAGGUUUUUUGAAAGAAGAAGUAUUCUGGAUACUUCUUUCUCAUUUUGGUCACUCCAAAAUUGUUCAGGAGCCACAACCUCUCAACAAAGUGUCUAAAGGCUUCCCGGAUGAUGCAGACUUGCAGCCUCAGCCUCUUUCUUCGAAUGUUAUGGUAUGUUUCCUUUUUUCCUUCUAUUCUUUUUCUUCUUGAAUUUAUAAAACUUUGUGUCGAAAACUCAGUCAGCGGAGUCUAUUCUAAAAUUUUUGCUGAUUGCGUUCCUCUUAGGAAAGAAAUAACUGAAGUCCAUUAAUGGGGUUUAAUGCAUUUUGUCAGCAAAGGCUCCUGCCUUUCGCGUUUUUGGACUAUACCUCAAGCGUUCGCGAGUUAGUGAUAAAAUUUUCAGAUAACUUUAAUUUUGAUAAUUUCCAAAAAGUUACAGCCAAACAGCGGCGUGCUCUUUCAUCACCAGAAAGACGCUCAGAAAAGGAUGAAUGAAAUUUCUGAGGAAAAGAGACUAGACCAAGAGCAAUCGCGACGAAUGGAAGAGCAGAAAGAGAAGGAACAGAGAAUUCAGGCGAAAGAAUUUUCAGUGCAGGCAAGGAAGGAACCGAUUUGAAAGACAUGAAAAGUUAUACAGGACGAUUUCGAAUACGCAAAGUUGCUCCAGCGAGAAGAGGAGGAAAGAAUGUACAGACAGCCCUCAAGACCAAAUUUCUCCGACUUGCCGCCCACGACGCAUCGGAGCACUUUUGGUCAAGAAAGACCUCCUGCCGCUUACAGAAACGACAAUGUUCAGCCAAACUACAGGUGUGAUAAUUGAAUUUUUGCAAAACCAGAAGGAUGAAUAUGUAUCAUACGUCGGCUGGAUACCCCGGGGUGCGGCCUAUCCUCCUCAAACUGCGGCCCACCCCCCGAAGAGUGCGGCAUUCCCCCCUCAAACUGUCGUUAUUUUCAAAUCAUUUUAUUCUUCAGAGCCGCUCCUACAUAUCCAACCCCGAUUCAACCGGAGUCGAUUCGAUAUCAAUCGAAUCACUCCCAAGUUCCCCUGCAACGCCAUUAUGAAGGCUCGAAAUUUGCCGGCAACAAAACGACCAACUACCCGCCUCAGUCCUAUCAGAAUAAUUCCUACCAGCCACAGAAUAGUUCCUACCAGCCUCAGCCUGUAUCCUCGCAAGCGACAUCCAGCGGUCAAGCCGGCGGUUUCGGUUAGUGCUUUUAGGGGUUUACUGCAGAGUUGCACGGAAAAGACAUUUUUUAGAUUCAUCUUCACAACGAGGUUUUUCAGCCUUUUUUAACCUUGAAGUCAAAAAGUUAUUUGAUAAAAAUAACAAACACGAUGAAACUCGAAGCGAAGUCAUACAUGAGCGCGUAAACAUUCCGCCAUACCGGGAGGCGCUGGUUACAAAAAUUUAAACUGGUGCAGGAGGUGAUGUCGGAUAAAUUCGAGCCUCAAAAAGAGGUCUGAAACAGCCGACAAAGCGUCAAUUUGUGCCAAGGGUCUAAACACCUGUGCUAUUAAUUAUUAACCCAUAUUUGCGCAGUUUUCAUAAGCUUGCCAAAAAUAAAAACUGUAAGAGGAAAAGUUUAAAGAGCAGAAUGAGGAAUGAGGAAUGAUUGAAGGACGAAAAUGUUUCGUGUGUUGCAUACGUUGGCUGGAUCCCACCCCGGGGUGCGGCCUACCCCCUCAAACUGCGGCUGGGGUGGCACCCAGCCGGUGUAUGGUGUGCGGGAGUCGCCGACUGAGGAGUAGGCGAAGUGUCGAGGCGGUUGAUUGAGUUGAACUGUUGAUCAGUGGAAUCAGACCCUUAUAUAGUGGUCUAAUCUUCCACGUGAUCUAUUUCUUGUUUAUUCAUUUCUACAUUCUCAACAGUGAGAGAAACCUUUGUCGAUAUCUUAUAUUUCAUAAUGAUGAAGCUGAAGGAGAAAAAUACUGUAAUGAAAAGAGAAUUCAGCAUGGUCACGCUUCCUGACACCACACAGUGAUGUACGAAAAGAGCAGAGAACAACAAAUAGGUACCCUUUUUCAAUUUGUCGAUUUCUUCGCAUGAUCAUUUUUCCCAGAGUACACGCACCACAGCAGCCGUUUCAUGGUGGGAUGAGCAGAAAUAGGUAACCUUAUGAAAAUUGAAUUAUCGUCUUAUUUCGUAGUCAUUUCUUGUCAGUUUAUCAAAAAUAUUUUUGAGCCACAUUGUUUUGGGGGAUUCUUUUUUCAAUUUUGAUAUUAUCGAACCCGACUUUUCUUUUCGUUGUUCAAAACUAUUGAUCUCAUCUUUCAAAAAUUUUUUUUCGAAUUGUUUUCAAAACUCGUUUUGAAAGAAGAAUCAAUUUUCAGAGAAACUCCUGAACACGGAUAUCAACAGCCACAGGUAUGGUUCUCUGUGUGAUUUAUUUUUCUGUAAGGGCAAAAGUUGUGCUUAGAGCUCUUGUCAUAACCCAAAUAAAAUUCGGUAAAGUUUUUUUUUUGCUGAUCCAAUCGCAGUUUUUUGCAUUCCGCUAAGCUAAAUCAUAAAAUGCUGUCAAUUUUCGCUGCUUUUCGGAACUCGAAUUCCGAACCUUCCACAACUUUCUAAGUAUUUCUAUGGAUUGAAGUGAACUAAUCAAAAGCGUUCACAACCUUUGAGCUUAUCAAAUCAGGGCAAAAGCUCGAAGUUUUCUGUUAGCUUUUUCCAUGACGGAGAGAGAGUCCUGGACUUAGUCACGUAUCGUAUAAUAUGUAUCAGAAAAGAGCCAAUUUUUUUUAGUACCACGAGUAAAGGCUAGGAAAGAUUGAAACAUGAUAAUCGGAGUUAGAAACUAGAAGAUGAGAUUAGAUUUUUGCAGCUGCUGAGCGAAGAUCGAAAUGCGCGCGACAGAGUAAUAGAUACUGUCAAAGAUAUUCAAAACAAAGGAUGCAUUCCAUUUGUGAGUUAUCCGCCUCCACCCAACUCCAAGUCAAGUUUCUGCUUUCAGCUGUCCGAAUUGCAAUCGAUUUUCAAGCAUAAAGAUUUGGAACAUUUCCUUGAAACGUCUGGUUAUUUUGAAAAGAGACGCUCGGGUGACAGGGUAUGUUUUUUAUGAAAUAAGUUGAUUCAAGUUUUUUUUCAAGAUCGCUUACUUCAUCUUCGAGCGAAUGAAUGGUAUGAGAAAUUUUUCCAAUUGA
Caenorhabditis auriculariae is the source of this 9810-nucleotide messenger RNA. NCBI's taxonomy places the organism in Eukaryota, Metazoa, Nematoda, Chromadorea, Rhabditida, Rhabditidae. The record is from the annotation of a GenBank genome assembly.